Fopius arisanus is the source of this 622-nucleotide messenger RNA. It is a transcript of the gene Syb, whose product is annotated as Vesicle-associated membrane protein synaptobrevin. The record is from RefSeq and is a predicted model, not a curated record. NCBI's taxonomy places the organism in Eukaryota, Metazoa, Arthropoda, Insecta, Hymenoptera, Braconidae. Gene Ontology annotation, biological process: vesicle-mediated transport; vesicle fusion. Gene Ontology annotation, cellular component: SNARE complex; plasma membrane. The transcript has 3 exons. Gene Ontology annotation, molecular function: SNAP receptor activity; syntaxin binding. The coding region runs from base 120 to 479 and encodes 119 amino acids.
CUGACGCCAUCUCCCACCAAAAAAGUCCAUUACGAUUACUCAUUCACGGUUUUCUGUCAAGACGAGACAGUUUAUCAAUUUCACUCCGCUAACAUUAAUUUAAAAACACUUAAUCCACGAUGGACGGUGGAGGAUACUCAGGUGAUGGUGACCUUGGGGGUCCAAGGACACCCCAGCAGGCGGUUUCGACGAAGAAACUCCAGCAGACGCAGGCCAAAGUCGAUGAAGUCGUGGGGAUUAUGAAGGUGAAUGUUGAGAAAGUCCUGGAAAGAGAUCAGAAGCUAUCGGAAUUGGACAAUCGAGCUGAUGCCCUUCAGCAAGGGGCUGCACAAUUUGAACAGCAAGCUGGUAAAUUGAAGAGAAAGUACUGGUGGAAGAAUCUCAAAAUGAUGAUCAUCAUUGGAAUUAUAUGCGUCAUCAUCCUCAUCAUAAUUAUCGUGUCAAUAGUACCGAGCGGGAGUGAUUCAGACAGCCAGUAAUCCCCUGAGGCUAAACGAAUCAUCCAGAACUUGGAAAUCCAUCCUUAAAAGUUACGAUGAAGUUAAAAGAGUGAAAAGCACAUAUUUUUUACACUUCACACGGUGCCUUGUCUUCCAGGUAUCAUCGCAAAUCAAUCAAACCA